Messenger RNA from Penicillium riverlandense, 1359 nucleotides. RefSeq lists its product as uncharacterized. Gene Ontology annotation, molecular function: Y-form DNA binding; flap-structured DNA binding; DNA endonuclease activity. NCBI's taxonomy places the organism in Eukaryota, Fungi, Ascomycota, Eurotiomycetes, Eurotiales, Aspergillaceae. Gene Ontology annotation, cellular component: mitochondrion. The transcript has a single exon. The record is from RefSeq and is a predicted model, not a curated record. Bases 1 to 1359 code for a protein of 452 amino acids.
AUGCGUCUCACCCCCACUCUCUUCUCAAUAGCACCAGCCACUCCGGCUUCAUGGCUCACAUUCCUAAAAGCGGCUCAGCUGCAGCGCAUCGCCCGCGCAACGGGCAUUCAGUCCUCAGGCACGAAAGGAGAUCUGAUCCGCAGGAUUGAAGCGGAGCUGCAACUGCAAUUGCCCGUUCACAAUUCGCAGACGUCUGCAUGUACAAGUGCAAGUACUCUGGUGCCAUCCCAACAUGGAAAUGGUGCUACUGUGUCCGGAGGGAAUACUGGGAAUACUUCCCAUUCCCAUUCCCAUUCCCAUCCUAGUCCACGGGAUCAGUGGAGUAUCCUCAGUAUCGAUAUGGGGAUUCAAAAUUUGGCCUUCGCUCAUCUGCGCAUACCGAAAUCCCGCAGCGGGGAGGGUUCUGGGGCUAUUCCUGCCAUGCCGGAACUGACAGCGUGGCGCCGGCUUGCGGUUUCGGAAUUCGCAGGACUAGAUCUGGCGCAGAGCGUGGAAUUGGGAGGAAGAUCCAUGCCAUCUUCUUCAUCUUCAGAACAAAUCUCUCCAUCUCCAACACCUGCUCUCGGAAAAGACAGCCCACCACCAGAAGACCCAACCUCAGCCUCACCCCCCAAAAAGCGAAAGCAAAAACCCCCUACCCCAAUAGCAAUCCCCUUCUCCCCACCCCUCUAUGCCUCGCACGCCUACACCCUCCUCACAACCCUGCUAUCAGCCUACCGCCCAACGCACAUCCUAAUCGAGCGGCAGCGCUUCCGCUCCGGCGGGAGCAGCGCCGUGCAGGAAUGGACGCUGCGGGUUGGUGUGUUUGAGGGGAUGUUGUAUGCUAUCUUGCAUGCGUUGCGGCAGGAGCGCGGUGGGGAGUUUGCGGAUGUUUGUGUAAGAGGGGUUGAGCCGAAGAGGGUGGUUAGGUACUGGCUUGAUUCCGAUUCUGAGGGCGGGACUCGGAUUGGGGUUGAGGAGAAGCAGAAGCAAAAGAUGAAUGCGAGAGAGGUGAAAAAGGCAAAGAUUGACCUCGUGGGACGGUGGUUACUAGCUGCAUCAUCUAGCCCCAGACCCGGAUUCGCAGCAACGGCACCAAAAGCUGUUGCUGCUGCCAGAGAAGGAGAUGAAGUGCAGAAGUUCAUACUGGAUGAGAAGCAGGCUGACGUACAGAAUCUUGCUGGUGCCUACCUGCGGAAGUGGAAAGGGCAGACGCAGAGGACCACAACGCGAGCUUCGAAGAAUGAUGAGCAUGAGCAGCCACUCACACUUGGGAAACUAGAUGAUCUGGCGGAUUGUCUGUUGCAGGGUGUGACUUGGCUUGAAUGGCAAGAUAUGCGGGAGCGAAUUGCGAGGAGUGGAAUGGGGGCUCUUGAGUGA